AUAUCAAAUGGGUAAAUCCAUAACAAAAUGGCAGGCCAGAAGGAACAUUGGGUAUCGAACAUUUGACAUCGUACAGUGAGUCAGCGAAUAAAAUAAAAUAAGUCCGAUUUUUCAGGUCACCAGAAGAGCCUGUGAGUUCCAAGGAGGAUGCGACGUGGAGCGAAAGCAUCUUCGGCGUCUUCAAAGAUGCAGGAGAUCAUUGUGCGGGUCCAGUCGCCCACUGGGACUACACGGAUAUCUGUCAGCAGCAACCAGACCAUUCCCAAGUUCUUACAGAAGGUUGAAGAGGAACUUUCUGUCGGCCAUGGUACAUGGAAACUGUAUCAGAACAGGGACCGUUCAGGGGAGCUGAAGCCUGGCAGCAGGAAAACUCUUCACAGCACCAACAUCAGACAUGGAGACAUGCUGUACCUGGUGCCAUCAUCAGGACUGGACACCACUGACUCCGCAGGAAGCCAGGAUGUCGGGAGUAAUGAUGUGGAGGAAGAUGAAGUAGACAUCUUGUUAUCCAAACAGGAUGGCCGCAUCGCCAGGGAGAGAGAUGAGCAGCUAUGUCAUCAUGGACCCAAAGGAAAAUGUGUACACUGUACCUCCCUAGAGCCCUACAAUGAGGAGUAUCUGCAGAAGUCAGAAAUCAAGCACAUGUCCUUCCAUGCUCACCUGAAGAAACUGAUGGGAGGAGUGGACAAGGGGAAAUUUGUGGCGCUUGAGAACAUGAGUGUGAAGAUUCGGCCAGGCUGCACCGAGCACCCGCCGUGGCCAGGAGGUAUCUGUACCAAGUGUCAACCAAGUGCAGUUACUCUGAACAGACAGAAAUAUCGUCAUGUGGACAACAUCAUGUUUGAAAACCACACCAUAGUUGACCGGUUCCUGGACUACUGGAGGAAAACUGGAAACCAGCGUUUAGGGUUCUUAUAUGGGAAAUAUGAGCACCACAAAGACGUCCCACUGGGGAUAAGGGCCACUGUAGCAGCGAUCUAUGAACCUCCACAGGUUGGAACAGCAAACAGUUUGGAGCUUCUUGAAGACAGGAAUGCUGAUGUUGUGGAUGACAUUGCAAGGAAGCUUGGACUCAGGAAGGUUGGAUGGAUCUUUACUGACUUGGUGGCUGAUGAUUCUGGCAAAGGAACUGUCAAGAACUUCCGGAAUGCGGAUUCAGUCUUCCUUAGUGCAGAAGAGUGUAUCAUGGCAGGAGAGUUUCAGAACCAACAUCCCAACUGUACAAAACUGUCUCCAGAUGGUACUUUUGGAUCCAAAUUUGUCACUGUGGUGGCUUCAGGUGAUGAAAGUCACCAGAUCCACUUUGAGGGUUACCAGGUGUCCAACCAGUGCAUGGCUCUGGUGCGGGACGACUGCUUGGUGCCCACCAAGGAUGCCCCUGAGCUGGGGUAUAUAAAGGAGUCCACCCCAGAACAGUAUGUGCCUGAUGUUUUCUACAAGGAGAAGGAUUCCUACGGCAACUUGGUGACAUUGCUGGCCCGGCCCCUCCCAGUGGAGUACUUACUGGUACAGGUUACAACAGGUUUUCCUGUUGACCCUGUGUCUACCUUCAACAUCAGGGUGGCCAAGCCCUUUCCUAUUGAGAACAGAGCAGAUAUUGGUGACAUACAGGACUUUGGCCAGCUGACUGCGUACAUGCAGCAGUUCCCUGGGUAUCGUCUGUUGGAGACCAUGUCAGACCUACAUUUCCUCUCCUACCUGGCAACAAUGGACAUGCUACCAUUGAAGGACCACAUGGACCCUUUGUUGGAAGGUGUGCGGGAACAAAAUGCAGAGACUGUGGAACAUUGGUCCAAGACUGACCAGUGGGCGACAGUGGAACAACUGAUCACUGCACAUGCACCAAGUCCACCUGUGGGUGGUGGACCUUCAGCUGCAGGACCAGCCUUUCCUCCAGGGGGCGCUGCUGGCGGUGUGUGGGAGUGUAAACACUGCACCCUCAUCAACCAAGCACAUAAUGCCUCCUGUGAGAUAUGUAGCCUGCCCAGAACCUAGGCACCUCUGGCAGGUUAUUAUGGUCCCAUGAGAUAUGUAACCUACUAAGUACAUGGGGCAGUCUAGAGCCUGUAGACACAUUAGGGUGUUCAAGAAGCUUACAAUACAUUGAACAGUUAUUAUUGCAAGGUAUUUAAAAAACAUCUAAACUGUUCGAUCAUCAAAACGGUUCAGAAUGCGAUCGCACUUCUUUGUAGAAAACCUGAUUAGCCCAAAAUUGCAUACAUACUCCACAUGCCUCAGCUUUUGAGUUUCUUUGUCAAAUGAUUUUAACUGAAAAGGGGAAUGCAGCCUACUGGCUCUGCUGAUGCUAAGGACCAACAAGGAAUUUUGUAUGUCAGCCUACUCAAUUAGUUUGGAUGGCUCUAUGCAGCUGUGGAUAGGACAAUGUUGACCAUGGCUGGCAGAGGAACUGAAGGAGUGCAAAUUCCUUUGAGUAUAUUGGUGACAGGUUUUGGCCACAAUUGCAGCGACUUAUCACCUGCUUAGGUCUGCUAUACCCCAGGGCUCUAGCCAGCUCGACAUUUUUUUCCGUCAGCCAAUUCCCAUUGUCACAAAAACACUAUUCCAGGAGUUAGAGAGACUGAACUGAGACCUUGAAAAACGGGUUUUAAUGAGAUUAUCGUAUGCGAAAGGGCACCGACACACAUUGUCAACAAUCAUAACAAUAGCAAAACAAACAGUUUGUGGCUUUUACGACCGUGGACGGCAUCCCCCAGCAGCCUGUAGCUUCCACCAAGGAGCUUUUAUCAGAUUUUUGUCCGUCAAAGUUGACGGAUUAGUUUUAAACUUUUCCGUCACACGCAGCAAAUUUCCGUCAAUUGACGGAAAAACGGACGCUGGCUAGAGCCCUGCUAUACCCGUACAUUUUGUAUGUAUAACAUCAAAACUCCAAGACAAAGACACUUUGCAUUCACCCUCAGUGAUUCAGGCAAAACCUUUUUGCCACAGCUACCUCUUGGAGAUGGUUUGCGAAGUAACCAUUUCUGAGAAAAAGUAAGCAGUUUGAAGUGUUCACACUCCGAAGAUUGAAACGUUUUGAGACUUUCUGAACUGAUUGGAUGAACCUGUUACAUUUUGGGGGGUGAAGGGGCCAAGGUAAGUUGCCUUCUGUAAACUAUACUAAUGUUGAGUUAUUGAUAGAGGACACUCAUUACUAGUAUGAAUCCAGAAUUGUACGGAAGACACCAUGUUAAAACCUCUCUCAGCUGAUGAGUGUGACAAUAUUCCCAGUAGUGUACUAGUAUUUGGGCUCCAGUGUUAAUAACAGGAACACUCAGCUAUAAUACUUCAUUUGUGCACAGGACUUUAUAAACGCAAACUGCUUCAUCUGCUCAAAGUAGGCUUAAGUAAGCCUGUAAUGCUGUAUGGCGCAUGUUUUGGCCUGUUUUAUGUAAUGGUGAGUGAAUUUCAUGGCAUAAAUAAAUUGAUUUUGCUAUGUCAAUAAAAUGUUUGACUUCUUGUCUUAAGCUGA
Messenger RNA from Branchiostoma floridae (Florida lancelet), 3469 nucleotides. Its product is annotated as nuclear protein localization protein 4 homolog. The record is from RefSeq and is a predicted model, not a curated record. Gene Ontology annotation, cellular component: nucleus. The transcript is spliced from 17 exons. NCBI's taxonomy places the organism in Eukaryota, Metazoa, Chordata, Leptocardii, Amphioxiformes, Branchiostomatidae. Gene Ontology annotation, biological process: ubiquitin-dependent protein catabolic process. Gene Ontology annotation, molecular function: ubiquitin protein ligase binding; ubiquitin binding. Bases 148 to 1995 code for a protein of 615 amino acids.